AUGUCCGACCAGGUCCAAGAGCUUCUCAACGUGCCUCGCGAGUUCCUCCGCGAGGGUAUGCAAUUCGUCAACCGCAGCCAGAAGCCCGACAAGCGCGAAUUCAUCAAGAUCAGCCAGGCUGUUGGCACUGGUUUCCUCAUCAUGGGAUUCAUCGGAUACAUCGUCAAGCUAAUCCACAUCCCCGUCAACAACGUCCUUGUCGGUGGCGCCUAA
Messenger RNA from Aspergillus aculeatus ATCC 16872, 213 nucleotides. RefSeq names its product translocon subunit SSS1. Bases 1 to 213 code for a protein of 70 amino acids. Gene Ontology annotation, cellular component: membrane; Ssh1 translocon complex. Lineage: Eukaryota; Fungi; Ascomycota; Eurotiomycetes; Eurotiales; Aspergillaceae. The record is from RefSeq and is a predicted model, not a curated record. Gene Ontology annotation, biological process: post-translational protein targeting to membrane, translocation; protein targeting. The transcript has 3 exons. Gene Ontology annotation, molecular function: transmembrane protein transporter activity.